AUGUCGAAAGUCGUUCGGAGCGUCAAAAAUGUCACCAAGGGAUACUCGUCAGUGCAGGUCAAGGUGCGCAAUGCUACCAGCAAUGACCCUUGGGGCCCAACGGGCACGGAAAUGAGCGAGAUUGCGCAGAUGACAUUCAGCAAUCCCCAAGAUUUUUAUGAGAUCGUCGAGAUGCUUGAUAAGCGGCUGAACGACAAAGGCAAGAACUGGCGUCACGUUUUGAAGUCACUCAAGGUGUUGGAUUACUGUCUACACGAAGGCUCCGAGUUAGUCGUUACCUGGGCCAGGAAGAAUGUCUACAUCAUCAAGACCCUACGGGAGUUUCAGUACAUUGAUGAUGAGGGACGCGAUGUCGGCCAAAACGUGCGUGUUUCUGCUAAGGAACUUACUGCCUUGAUUCUGGAUGAAGACCGCCUACGAAACGAGCGAUCGGAUAGAAAGCUAUGGAAGACCCGUAUCAGUGACAUUGAUGAAGGCGGCAUUCAAGGGUUCGGAGGUGCUGAUCCCAAUCGCCGACCCCGUGAUAGGCGCGAGCCCAGACGUCGCGAUGAGGAUGAUACAGAAUAUCGGUUAGCCAUCGAGGCAAGCAAGGUUGAGGCCGAAGAGGACAGGAAACGGCGGGAACUAGCCGCCAGAGACGGCGAAGAUGAUGACGAUCUCGCUAAAGCGAUCAAACUUAGCAAAGAAGAGGAGGAACUGCGUCGACGCGAGUUGGAAGAGAGCAAUGCUCAAUCGUUGUUCGAUGACACACCAGUUCAACCAGCUCAAGCGCAGCCGACAGGUUACAACCAAGGCUAUCAGCAGCAACCAGCAGUGGACUGGUUCGGCAACCCGAUUGAUCCUCAGCAGCCCCUGACUACAGGCUACCUCAACAACCAGUAUGCGCAGCCGACGGGCUUCCAGGGUCAACCUACAGGCCUUCAGCCUGGGUACAACAACGGCUUCCAGGUCCAGCCGACCGGUUUUGAUCAGUCUCAGCAAUAUGGACAGCCGCAAAACACCUUCUUUCAAUCUCAGAACCUGCAACCACAGCAGACCGCAUUCAAUAACAAUAACCCGUACGGCAAUAACGCUUUUGGCCAACCUCAGCAGCAAGACAACAGCUUUUUGCAGCCUGGUAGUCACAACCCGUGGGCUACUAAGCAGCAAACGCCUGAUACCCUCAAGCCCUUGGCGACGGGUUCAAACAAUCCUUUUGCGUCAGGUAUCAACAGACCGGCGUCGCAGCCAGCUAGAACCGGUCCUCCCACUCUUAACACUCUCGCAGAGGAACAAGCAACCACUGCGUUUAGCAAUUAUCAGCCCACUAGCUCCAACCCUAUCGCCAACUUCCAGGCUCCCAGCCCUGUGCAACCAGGCUUGCAAAACAACAGACCUGAAAACACUCAGCAUGCCAGACUCAACGCUCUGCUUGCUAGUGGCGAAGGACAAGAUACGUUCGGUAACACCGGCGAUCUGCGUGUUCCUGCCCAUCACACUGCUCCCGGCAUAUUCAUCAAUUCUGCCGGUCAAGGAGUAGAUCGCCUUCAGCCAGCGCCGACUGGGAGCAACCCAUUUUUUAGCCAACAAUUCACCGGCGUACCUCAACAGACCGGGUUCGUUCCACAGAAUAACCCAUUCGGAGGACAGCGACCCCAGCAACAACAAGGCGGAAGUCUAAUUGAUUUGUAA
Talaromyces proteolyticus is the source of this 1671-nucleotide messenger RNA. Its product is annotated as EH domain binding protein epsin 2. The transcript is spliced from 4 exons. Gene Ontology annotation, molecular function: phospholipid binding; clathrin binding. The record is from RefSeq and is a predicted model, not a curated record. NCBI's taxonomy places the organism in Eukaryota, Fungi, Ascomycota, Eurotiomycetes, Eurotiales, Trichocomaceae. Gene Ontology annotation, cellular component: plasma membrane; endosome; clathrin vesicle coat. Bases 1 to 1671 code for a protein of 556 amino acids. Gene Ontology annotation, biological process: actin filament organization; endocytosis.